Aspergillus heteromorphus CBS 117.55 is the source of this 2085-nucleotide messenger RNA. It is a transcript of the gene znfA, whose product is annotated as putative C2H2 finger domain protein. The coding region runs from base 1 to 2085 and encodes 694 amino acids. The transcript has 2 exons. The record is from RefSeq and is a predicted model, not a curated record. NCBI's taxonomy places the organism in Eukaryota, Fungi, Ascomycota, Eurotiomycetes, Eurotiales, Aspergillaceae.
AUGGACAUUCCGCGAAUCGCGCCUCCUUCCACUAACGUGCAUGAUUUCAACAACAGCUUUGACCGUCAAAGUUCCACCACAAGGUCCUCCUAUAACAUGUCCGGGCAAUCAUUCUCAUCACGAGGACCUAUGCCUAUCCCAACACAUUCAAUGACGAACCUCGCCCCGCCACCGUUACCACCACCCCCGCGCAUUAGUGAUUUGGAAGACGGCUAUGACGCAGGCUGGUUGCAUGCGAAUGUUAGAGGAGCUCAUAAGCUCGCCCCUAUCAACCCCAGCUCAAGUCUAUUUGGCAGUCACCGUCGCCCGGAAAUAGUACCGCAGAGUGAUCGAAUGGCUAUCGACGAGUUGGAUGGCCGACAAAGUGGGUUACCCCUGUCCAGGAGUCCCGAAGCUCAUAUCAGAAUCGAGCCCCCGCCACCGAUGGACGAAGGCUUUAGAAAUGCUAUAUCAGUCAACAGUUCUGGUCCGGUCUUGAAGGGAGAGCGAGAUUUCUCUCGACUGAGCGUGAAAGUCUCUUCGGAUGCGUACGAUAAACAUCUUCUAUCCAAAAUAGGGAAACCGCUUUCCCCGCGGCAAUCUAUUAGCGCCGGUAGCGAAAACAAAGCCAUGCUAUCCACACUUACUAUCCCCUCGAGGAACUUUGGAGGUCUGCCUUCCCCUGGAGGCUCCGAUGGGUCUGGUCUCGAUGUCCGGUGGCCUAGUAGCUAUCAGUCGGGUGGGGUUUCACCUGGCACGAAGACUGGAUGGAGGGAUUAUGUCGGCCAUCGAAGCCCAAGCGUGGAGAGCAGCGCCCCGUCGUCCGCUGUCGACUACGACCAACCGGCCUAUCUGCGUGGCCGUCGUGGGGGCGGAACGACACCCUUGUUUGACGAUAACACCAGCCUUCCUAGCCGUUCGAACCGAGGAAGCUACGAUCAUGGCGUCUUCUCAGAUAUUGAAGGUGAUUUUUCAACAGAUGAAUCGCUGCCGCCUCGGAUAUUCAAUCUUCGGGCGGCAACACCGCCUUAUCUGGAAGCCUCCAAACCAGGCAUGAAGCGCAGAGCAUCCUCGCCUCCCCGUGAACCGAUCAGCAAUGGCAGACAUUCACUUCACGUUGCCACUAGUAACGGUGAUCUAUCUCAGCGACGAACUAGCGGCCAUCCAUUCCCGAACACUCUAUCAGUCAACGUUAACUAUGCCCCCAGUCAUGGAAGUCUGUCGGCUGCCUCAUCAGUGAGCCUACGAACCUCUGGAUCCUACUCAUCGGCGGGCCUCUCUAUGGGGGGAAGCAGCUUGACGAGCUAUGAUCGCUCCCCCGGGGGACUCUCGCCUAAUUCUGACCUCGAUACCUUCCAUGACAAAUCCAUCCUCAACCCUAGCUCCCCAGUGAACCUGAGCGGACAAUCGAUCACACGGAAUGUCCAGGCUCCGGGAACAUUAGAACCGUCGAGCGCAGAUACUACUCGGAAAGUCCCCAUGCAACCAACCCUAAGCGUGCCAAAGCCAUCGGGGCCUAAGGUUGGCGGGCUGUACAUUUGCGAUUGCUGUCCCAAGAAGCCUAAGAAGUUUGACAGCCCAGAGGAGCUUCGUGCACAUGAGAUGGAGAAACAAUAUUCGUGUUUGUACUGCAAUAACCGGUUUAAGAAUAAAAACGAGGCUGAGCGCCAUCAGAACUCUCUCCAUCUGCGGCGCCACUCAUGGUCAUGUGCGGCACUAUCAAGCUACCAGGCUGCGUUUCAUCCUUCGUCUUCAUCGGCACAAACAAGCUCAGGUUCUUCUCACGACAUAUGUGGCUACUGUGGUGAAGAGUUUUCCAACUUUCCUCAGCCGGACUGGGACCGCAGAUUCGAGCAUCUCACUACGGUACAUAAGUUCGGGGAAUGCAACAAUGCGAAGAAGUUCUUCAGGGCAGAUCACUUCCGACAGCAUCUGAAACAUAGUCAUGCCGGCACCAGUGGAAAGUGGACCAACAUAUUGGAGAAUGCCUGCAUGAAAGAAGAAGCACCCCCGGAGCCGAAAAACUCCAGUGGAAGCGGGAUGAUGUCAACGUCGCCUGGGACACUCACGUCGAAUAAUAUCAACGAGGUCCUGAGCGGCUGCUGA